Messenger RNA from Saccharomyces kudriavzevii IFO 1802, 1485 nucleotides. It is a transcript of the gene ATG4, whose product is annotated as cysteine protease ATG4. The coding region runs from base 1 to 1485 and encodes 494 amino acids. Gene Ontology annotation, molecular function: protein-phosphatidylethanolamide deconjugating activity. NCBI's taxonomy places the organism in Eukaryota, Fungi, Ascomycota, Saccharomycetes, Saccharomycetales, Saccharomycetaceae. The record is from RefSeq and is a predicted model, not a curated record. The transcript has a single exon.
AUGCAGAAGUGGUUAGGACUGUGGAGAAUGGACUUGGUACAAAAAAUGUCCCACGGUGUGUUACCAGGUUCGUCUGAAGAAUCGGUUGCCUUUACGAAUCAUGAUUAUGUAGUAUUAGGGGAAAUGUAUCCCGAGCAAGAGCAGAAAAAUAGCUAUCAACAGUCUGAACAAGAAGAUGAAUUUCGCAGCGAAGCAGCUAGUGGUGGGUUUCUCAGCAAUUUCUUUGGUAGAGAGAAUUCUUCCUACACGCAGGAGUUUCUUUUGGAUGUACGAUCAAGGGUUAACUUUACGUAUCGGACAAGAUUUGUUCCUAUAGCAAGAGCACCCGAUGGACCUUCACCUUUAAGUUUAAAUGUAUUAGUUCGGACAAAUCCAAUCAAUACAAUAGAGAACUACAUAGCAAACCCUGAUUGCUUUAAUACUGAUAUUGGCUGGGGGUGUAUGAUAAGGACAGGACAAAGUUUGUUGGGCAAUGCUCUACAGAUCCUUCACUUGGGAAGAGAUUUCAGGGUUGAUGAAGAUGACGAUUUCAAGCGGGAGUCAAGAAUUGUAAAUUGGUUCAACGACACACCUGAAGCCCCGUUCUCAUUACAUAACUUUGUCUCUACAGGUACAGAACUCUCUGAUAAAAGGCCAGGUGAAUGGUUUGGUCCUGCAGCUACUGCAAGAAGUAUACAAUAUCUGAUCUACGGCUUCCCUGAAUGCGGCAUAAGCGCUUGUAUAGUCUCUGUUUCAUCUGGCGAUAUAUAUGAAAAUGAGGUUGAAGAAGUAUUUGUUGAUAAUCCAAAUAGCAGUAUUUUGUUCUUGUUGGGCGUGAAGCUCGGCAUCAAUGCUGUCAACGAAAGUUAUAGAGAAAGCAUAUGUGGUAUUUUAAAUUCUGCGUGGUCAGUAGGUAUUGCUGGCGGUAGGCCCUCCUCAUCAUUGUACUUUUUUGGAUAUCAGGGGAAUGAAUUCUUACACUUUGACCCUCAUAUUCCCCAACCGGCCGUAGAAGAUUCCUUUGUGAACUCAUGUCAUACCAGUAAAUUUGGUAGAUUACAACUAUCGGAAAUGGAUCCUUCAAUGCUCAUUGGCGUUCUGAUCAAAGGAGAAAAGGAUUGGCAAAGAUGGAAGCUAGAAAUUGCGGAAUCCACUAUUAUAAAAGUUCUUCCUGAAAGAAUGGAUGAUUUUGAUGUGAGUUGUAGUAUGGAUGACGUUGAAAGUGUUGACUCUAGCUCGAUGAAGAAAGAUAUAAGCAAUAAUGAAAACCUUGGAGUAUUGGAGGGAGAUUACGUAGAUAUUGGCGCGAUACUUCCGCACACGGCGGACACAGAAGACGCAGAAGAGGAUGAUUGUUUUCAAGACAUUCACUGUAAGAAUCAAAAAAUUGUUGUCAUGGGGAACACGCACGCAGUCAAUGCAAACUUAACCGAUUAUGAAGUAGAAGGUGUCCUUGUAGAAAAAGAAACAGUUGGUAUUCCCAGUCCAAUUAAUGAAAAAUGUUAG